AUGCUUGAAGAUGUUGGAUUAAUCCAACCCAGAACAAUGAUUAUUGCAAAUAAUGUUAUUACACCUAGUGUACCAGAUUAUUUAGAAUAUGUUCGAAAUAAUCCAAAUUAUACAUCAACAUUUUAUGAAGGAAAAAUUGAAAAUCGAGAAGAUUUAAAUAAUGGUAU
Molecule: messenger RNA, 167 nt
Organism: Rotaria sp. Silwood2
Lineage: Eukaryota; Metazoa; Rotifera; Eurotatoria; Philodinida; Philodinidae
Source: the annotation of a GenBank genome assembly